GAUGAACCUUCGUGUCAACCCAAGCUGGGGACCAUUUUGUCCCCGGACCAAUGACAAGAAUUAAUGGUUAAAUCGGGCUUGGAACUAACCAUCAUCUAGUUUCCAACCCGUUUUAAGUUCUUUGUAUUCAAACAAGAGCAGCCCAGCCACUCCCCUGGUUCUAACUCUGACUACAUAGCUACCGGCUUUAUCCACCGCCUUGUCAAAUCUCUGGAUAGGUUGCAGCAAACAUGGAUAGCAAAGAGCCUCUGGAGGCACCUCCUCCUUAUACCGCCGCUCCAACUAGUCUUGCUACCCUAGACGAGUUGCAGUUAAACUCCCUGACUUCUCAUCUUCAAUAUCAUAUCACGUCCCUUCCAGACCGCAUCCGCGCAACGCAACAAGCACGGAGAGUCGAGCAGUCAUUUAGUGAUGCAUCUCUGCUAGACCAUAUUGUUCCCGUCCUCGAGGAGUUCUUGGCCGACUUAGGGGCUCGACAUACUCCUAUUCCGCUGGCAACCCUUACCUUAGUCCCGGGUGCCGCAGUUCCUAAGAAUGCUAUCCUUAGCGGUUUAGAAGACAUGAAGCGACGCGGGGAGAUUUGUCGCGUUUCCAGAAUUUCCAUAAAAAGCCCCGGUAAGGACUCUAAGUCUGGCUCUGGUGCCCUUAGUUCUCCAGAGAUAAGCGAAGAUCCAAGCUGGGCCCCCGGACAGGAAUUUAGUGACUGGGGACGAUUUGAUGAGCCUGGUUCUUCGCUAGAUGGCGCUGCCGAAAAUAUUAAAUCACUCUGGUGGCGUGACGAGGAGAUGGCGCGCCGCCUCGCCGAUUACCUACAGCCGAAAAAGGAGAAAAAUCCAGAGGUUAAGCUUAACUCGAUAGUUCAGACUGUAGUUGAGCAAAGAUUACCACCGAAAAAGGAGAAGAAAAGCUGGUUCUGGGGAAAACGUGCAAGCGAGCAGAAAUCGCCGGAAUCAACAGUACCGAGUCCCCCACAGAUCGAUGCUGCGAAGGACAAUAUACAGGAAGAGCAGGAGAAACAGGGGGCUGACAUGACAGUUACAGCUGAAGAGGUUGCGUUCCGCCAGGAGAAUGAUCUCGGAAUAUGGGAGAGUAUCCGUGGAUGGGGUAUCGUCGUUGCAGUUAAAGUCAGAACUUGAUGGUCUUGGCCUUGGUGUGCUAAUUGGUGUACAAAAGAAAUACCACCUUGAUGGAAGUACAUAUAUAUAUGCAAUUAUUUUACCCCAUCUACGACAUGCCUGUAGUAAGCUAUAGAUGUGGCCGUUCUUACUCGAGUUUCAGUUUAUUAAAAAAAUCGUUAAUAUGUUAUAUUCAUACUGAUCGUACAUCUUUCAAGUGUUUCGGGAUCAUUUUAGUACAUAGGUAGC
Molecule: messenger RNA, 1364 nt
Organism: Daldinia vernicosa
Lineage: Eukaryota; Fungi; Ascomycota; Sordariomycetes; Xylariales; Hypoxylaceae
Exons: 2
Coding region: 231-1136 (301 amino acids)
Source: RefSeq, a predicted model, not a curated record